GUACUUUUUUUGUGCUGCUGACGAGACGCUGAUUUGUUGCACUGACAACAACCAGCUAGCUAGCUAUCUUCUUGAAAAAAAAAUACACUUUUAAAUUGUUGCGUGCCAUUUUAACUAGCUAGCCGAGAUCAAAAUGACCACUAAAAAGAAGCGGACACCACAUUCACAAAACGACAGAUGGGUUGUUGUUGCAGCAGACUCUGCAGUGGAAACACCAAAGAAAGAUGACAGUGACCCCACUUUCAUCCGGCUUAGGAACCCUUCAACAGAUGCAGCGUCUUUGUACCUGUUGGGCAGUGGUGAUGUGCAGCUGUAUGAGGUCAAAGCCUUCAACGAGGACUUCCACUCCUGGUUCAUUGGCCAGACAGUACAGCGAGAUGGGAGACUUCUGUAUGUUACUCCAAUGGAUCCCCUCUACCUACUGUUGCCCUACUUGAUCAAAGCGGGUGAAGAGGGGAAGUUCCAGCCCGUGGACCAGGUAGUGAUGGACGAGGACUUCCCAGCAUGCACCAGGCUGCUGAGCUGCACACGCUCCCAGACCUCCCUGCACCAUGUGGCUGAGGAGAAAGAGGUGGGCAGUCAGACGUUUCAGCGCUACAGCCAGGAGAGGACCAUGGAAUGGUUAAAGAAAAAGGCUGAGAGGACAGUGAAGACCCUCAGAAAGAGUAACAUCUCAGUGGGAGAGGGAGUAAAGUCCACGACGUAUGUCAGAGUCAAGCAGGAGUCAGAGACCCAGGAAGAGGACUACCUGCGGUAUGCCCAUGGCCUGAUAUCUGAGUACAUCAGUGAAGACCUGAGCAAAGCCCUCCUCAAGCAUCUCCAGUUACCUGAGCUCUCAAGUCCUAAGGAGGUGGAGCCUCCCUCAAAGAAGCGGAAACUGACUGACAAACCAUUGGAGGCAGGAGAGGACUACACCAAAUUCAACAGCUCCGAUUUCUCCCGCAAACCGCCCAAGAAGAUGAGUGCUGCACAGAAGACCCUGGCCAAGGUGGACAAAACAGGCAUGAAGAGCAUGUCGGCCUUCUUCAGCCCCAAGGGCAAGGCAGAGAAAAAAUGAAUGUUAGGAUGAUACAGCAGUUUGUGUGUCUGUCGGUGUGCGUGUAUACAGUGUGUGUGUCUGUCUGUCUGUCGGUCGGUGUGUGUCUACAGUGUGUGUUUCUGUCGGUCUCUGUGUGUGUGUGUGUAGUGUGUGUGUGUCUGCCGGUGUGUGUGUCUACAGUGUGUGUUUCUGUCGGCC
Oncorhynchus tshawytscha (Chinook salmon) is the source of this 1237-nucleotide messenger RNA. RefSeq names its product ribonuclease H2, subunit B (gene rnaseh2b). The record is from RefSeq and is a predicted model, not a curated record. The transcript has 11 exons. Gene Ontology annotation, cellular component: nucleoplasm; ribonuclease H2 complex. Bases 134 to 1057 code for a protein of 307 amino acids. NCBI's taxonomy places the organism in Eukaryota, Metazoa, Chordata, Actinopteri, Salmoniformes, Salmonidae. Gene Ontology annotation, biological process: RNA catabolic process; ribonucleotide metabolic process.